Molecule: messenger RNA, 336 nt
Organism: Dioscorea cayenensis subsp. rotundata (Guinea yam)
Lineage: Eukaryota; Viridiplantae; Streptophyta; Magnoliopsida; Dioscoreales; Dioscoreaceae
Exons: 2
Coding region: 1-336 (111 amino acids)
Source: RefSeq, a predicted model, not a curated record
AUGCCUAAGUAUGUAAAGUUUAUGAAAGAGCUGCUAACUAACAAGAGAAAAUUGGAGGAGUUAGAAACAGUUGCAUUAACACGGAACUACUCUGCAAUGAUUCAGAGGAAUCUCUCUAUGAAAUUGACUGAUCCUGGGAGUUUCAUUAUUCCAUGUGUGAUUGGGGAAGACAUGAGGCCUAUAAGGAUGACAAUACAACUUGCAAAUCGGUCUAUAAAGAAACACCGCGGUGUUGUUGAGGAUGUGCUGGUUAGAGUAGACAAGCUCAUUAUCCCGGUGGAUUUUGUUAUUCUGGAUGUGGAUGAUGAUGUUGAAGUCCCAUUGAUCCUCGGGUGA